This is a messenger RNA of Pseudocercospora fijiensis CIRAD86, 2535 nucleotides long. RefSeq lists its product as uncharacterized. NCBI's taxonomy places the organism in Eukaryota, Fungi, Ascomycota, Dothideomycetes, Mycosphaerellales, Mycosphaerellaceae. Bases 1 to 2535 code for a protein of 844 amino acids. The transcript is spliced from 3 exons. The record is from RefSeq and is a predicted model, not a curated record. Gene Ontology annotation, cellular component: plasma membrane. Gene Ontology annotation, molecular function: calcium-activated cation channel activity.
AUGGACGACUUCGUGACGUUUGGGAAGGACGACGACGAUGAUGGACAGCCAGAUUAUGGAAAGCUGGUGGGCUCGUCCGAUCCGCGCGACACGACUAUCCAGAUUGCAAUAUCAGUAACGCUCGGAGUCACUGCAUUUCUAGCUUUUUGCGUACUGCGACCGAGAUGGGCGGGAUUGUAUGCUGCGAGGAAAAGACAAAAAGGCGAAGCGACAGCACUCCCUGAGCUGCCGAGCACUUUGUUCGGAUGGAUCUUACCACUAUGGAGGAUCACAGACCAGCAGGUUCUUGCGAGUGCUGGUUUGGAUGCGUAUGUCUUCCUGGCAUUCUUCAAGAUGGCAAUGAAGUUCCUCUUGACGACACUCCUGUUCUCGCUAGUUGUGAUCAAACCAGUCCAUGAUGCAUAUCCAGACGACGACGAUGACGAUGACGACGAUGAUGAUAAGCACCACAAGAAAAAUGGUACAGAUACAGAUAUGGCUGGGAAGAUUAACCUGGAAACAGACUACCUCUGGAUGUACGUCGUGUUCGCGUAUCUGUUCUCAGCGAUCUUGAUAUACCUCAUGAUUUCCGAGACAAGGCGAAUCAUCGAGGUACGGCAGGAGUUUCUGGGUACACAGACAACGGUAACGGAUCGGACGAUACGCCUUUCCGGAAUCCCGAAAGAUCUGCAAGAUGAAGACAAGAUCAAGGAGUUCAUCGAGAGCCUGGAUAUUGGCAAAGUCGAACGGGUGGUGCUUUGUCGAAACUGGAAAGAGUUGGACAAGGCGACAAAUCGCAGAAUGGACAUUUUGCGGAGGUUGGAAGAGGCGUAUACCGUUCACAUGGGACACCGGCGGAUCGAGAGGAAUAGAGAGACUUUGCCAAUUGCUCAGCCUUCGCCCCCCGAGCCGAAUGGAGUGGCCAGCAGUGAAGAGGCGUCGCAGGCUGAUAACUUGCUUGGAGGUGACGGCGAUCUCAUUCGUCCGUAUGCCAAGGCAAGACCCAUGGCUACAAUCAGGUAUGGAUGGUUGAAGCUGAAGAGUAAAAAAGUGGAUGCGAUUGACUAUUACGAGGAGCUGCUACGACAAGCGAAUGAGCAAAUACGAGAGCUGCGUGCGAAAGAAUUCCAGCCGACCCCGCUGGCCUUCGUCACCAUGGACUCGGUCGCAGCUUGUCAAAUGGCGAUCCAAGCAGUCCUGGAUCCCUCGCCACUACAGCUGAUUGCCAACCAGAGCCCUGAACCUGCAGAUGUGAUAUGGGAGAACACUUACCUGUCGAGGAGAAAUCGAGUGAUCCGCAAUUGGACGAUAACCACGAUCAUUGUGUUUCUCACGGUCUUCUGGUCUGCGAUACUAGUUCCAGUCGCCGCAGUACUGAACGUGGAAACGAUUGGCAAAGUCUUUCCUGGUCUUGCGGAUGUGCUGGAGGAUCAUAAGAAUAUCCGCUCCUUGAUCAGCACACAAUUGCCGACCCUGAUCUCUUCAUUGCUGAUCGUCCUCGUGCCCUACCUGUACUACUGGCUUUCAUGGUACCAAGGCCAGAUCUCGCGUGGUGAUAUCGAACUGUCGGCGAUUUCGAAAAAUUUCUUCUUCGCCUUCUUCAACUUCUUCGUUGUGCUUACAAUCCUCGGCACAGCAUCCAAGUUCUACGCCAUCUUCACCAAGUUUGGUGAUGCCAUUCGCGAUAUCCAGAAAGUUGCUUGGACUUUGGCUCUAUCUCUCAGCAAGCUCCUCGGAUUCUACGUCAACUUCAUCAUCCUCCAAGGAGUCGGCUUGUUUCCAUUCCGUCUUCUCGAAGUUGGCUCGGUUUCACUCUAUCCAAUCAUGCUGCUUGGUGCCAAAACGCCUCGCGAUUAUGCGGAACUUGUUCAGCCUCCGGUAUUCUCGUAUGGCUUCUACCUCCCGAAUGCUCUUCUGAUCUUCAUCAUUUGCCUGGUCUACUCUGUUCUCCGAAACAGCUGGCAGGUUCUCCUUGCGGGCUUAUUAUACUUCAGCCUUGGGCAUUUUUGCUACAAAUACCAGCUGCUUUACGCAAUGGAUCACCGUCAGCAGACAUCUGGCAGAAGCUGGGGCAUGAUCUGCGACCGCAUCUUCAUCGGCAUGAUCUUCUUCCAGAUCACGACUGCGGGUCAGCUCAUUCUAAAGCAGGCGUUUGCCCGGUCAGUGAUGAUGGUUCCACUCACAGUCGCGACCAUUUGGACAAUGAUUGUCUACGGCAAGACUUACAAGCCGCUAAUGAAGUUCAUCGCGCUUUCUGCUGUCAAGCGCGGCGAGACCACGAAUCUAGCCCCAGAGACGAGCAUCUGGGCAGGAACACGAGCAGGUGUUACUGCCGACGGCCUGAUAGGAGACGAGCUCGCGAGAGCUACAGGCAGCCACAAUGAACAAGGCACAGCGAGGGAGAGAAACCUACCGUUCAUCAAUCCCAGUCUGGUAGCUCCACUUCACGGUGUUUGGAUAGCUGGACUCAAGCCAGACCAUACUCCAGUUGGUUCUGGCAAUGCGACUGGCCGACUGAUCGAUACUGAUGAGGAGGAAGGCGAACAGAAUGUGUAA